Messenger RNA from Owenia fusiformis, 1996 nucleotides. The record is from the annotation of a GenBank genome assembly. NCBI's taxonomy places the organism in Eukaryota, Metazoa, Annelida, Polychaeta, Sabellida, Oweniidae.
AAACUACAGUUGUCACUGAAGUUGUAAGUACUGUCAAGGAAAUCGAAGAUAUUGAUGGGGUCCAGACAACCACUGUUACCUUGGAAGAAACUGACACAUCUGAAGUAACUCAUCUAGAGCCUGAAGAAGAUGUACCACAGCCAAGUACAACUGAUGAACCUGAUCAAGAAAUAGAAAUGCAACAAUCAGAAAUUACCUUUGAUGCUAAUCAACCAAUGGAAACUGUCCAGCCAAUGGAAAUCAAAGUACCACUCACCACAGUGGAAACACCUGAAAUGGAUGAUGAUAAAAAGGAUAUCAUUGAGGUUGAUAUUGAAAUGGAUAUGGAGGAUCGUAAAACACAUGGUGAACUUGCCCCACACUCAGCAGAUACUAGAAUUGAAUCACUAAGCUCCCUUGAUUUUGGCUUUACCCCAACCCUGACUGACGAACUUCUAUUUAACAGACAUGAUGACUUAAAAGUACAUCUUGAUGAUAACUUGACUGAGCAUAAAGAAUCAACUGAUGAUAAAACUAUAUGGUUAGUAGACGAAUCUGGGUCUUAUAUCCCAGCAGAGGCACACGAAGCCUAUAUUGAGUUUAUAGACGAGGGUGGUCUACCUGAUUACCAUGCAACACCUGACAUAGAGCACCCAUACCAUGAGCAAGCUAGUAUCACAGCUUGUGAUCUAGAGACAAUUUAUGAAGUUGACUCUGCUGCUGAGAGAUGGACAUCAGGCAGUGAUACAACAGCUGAAGGGUAUACUGAUGAGGAAGACGUUGAACAUGAGACAGGAUCCAGCAUUGGUAGUGUUGAACUUCCCAUCAAAUCAGGCCUUGAUAGUUACUUCUUCAACAUUGGGACUGAUGAUACCCAGAUAGGUCUCGAUUCUGAUAGCAGUGCUGAUUCUGAAAUGAACACAACUGUUAUUUAUAAGGGUGGUAUGAUAACUCCUUUGGAUAGCUCUGGUGGAGGUAAUUCUGAUGAGAAUGACUUGAACUACAGCACCCAAUCAGAAAUUGUUUACAAUAGUGCUGUGUCACUGAAAAGCUUGUCUGGACUUGCCCAAGCUAUAUCAGCAUCUACCACCGAGGCUUCCCAAUGUGACAAAAUAAUUGCAUUUUAUACAUCAGUCACUCAAAUACCCAAUCCCGUUAUUGAACAGGCAGCUUUGAGUAUAUCAACACACAAGAGCCAUGAUAGUAAUGAAGAGACAGCUGAUGUUGAACUGUAUGUACCUGAGAAAAUAUCAAACACAAUCACAGUCAAUGAAAGCAAUGUAAAAAUCAUAGAAUUUGUUCAAGACCAAGAUGACAUUGAUUCUGAAAGAGUAACAAAGGAAGAUGAUUCAGACUCUCCAGAUGAAAGAGACAAUCACAAAACACUGUAUAAUACUAGUAUUGACAAUAUUAGAUAUGAAGAAAUUCAAAACUCAAAUGGUCAAUCUCAAAAUGAACUUGGUUUUGACAAUAGUAAAACAGGGGUUGAAACAUACCAAACUGUUGACACUAUGAAAGUUGUUAAUGACAUUGACAUUCCACUGACACCAGUACCAGGUUCUGACAGAUCCCUCGACUUAAAUGAUGGCACUGAUGAUGCCAACUAUGAUGUCAUGUCACAUAUUCCUGGACCUAGUAAUGACCAAACUGACAUAGAGACAAGAACAGUCAAUGUAAAACUGUUCUCUGACAAUCCCCCUGUCCCUCCCAAUGAUUGCACCCCCAUGCUUAGUGAUACUUCUGCUGGUGGUGAGCUUUCUCCACCUCACUCUCCUUCACUAAUAUAUGAAAGCACAAGCCACCAAUUGUAUGCUGAUCAACUACUAAAUCCUACUUUAACUCCUGAUGAAUUGGUUGCUUUGCCCACACUAAAGACUGAUAUGUCAACUGGGCCUGACACAGGUGUGACUGGUGAGCUUAACUUACAAUGCCACAAGACAGUGACAACAGCUAUAAGCAAUGAAUCUCUUAGAACACUUGGUAGUGAUGCUUCAGAUCUAGACUCUAUAGAUGAUGA